AUGUCUGAGUAUGCCUUCAAAGCCAUCACAGCUGCAAAUAUCACAUCACUUGGAAUCCGAGGCAAGAACUGCGCCGUGAUUAUAUCCCAGAAGAAAGUUCCGGACAAGCUCAUUGAACCAUCCUCUGUAUCCCAUGUCUUCAAGAUUUCCCCAUCUGUUGGAUGUGUCGUAACUGGCUCUAUAGCCGACGGCAGAGCACAAGUUACUCGAGCACAAAGCGAGGCUGCGGAGUUUGAGUACAAAUUCGGAUAUGAAAUGCCCUGUGAUGUUCUUGCAAAGCGACUUGCCAACAUCAACCAGGUGUACACACAAAGGGCCUACAUGAGACCACUGGGUAUUGCAACAACUCUAAUUUCAGUUGAUUCUGAAAAUGGUCCUCAGCUAUUCAAGUGUGAUCCCGCCGGGUAUUAUGCUGGAUACCGCGCCACCGCCUCAGGACCUAAGCAGCAGGAGGUCACAAACCUACUGGAGAAGAAGCUGAAGAACAAAGAAGAUGGGGGUGCAAGCUGGGAGGAAGUUGUGGAGCUGGCAAUAACAACAUUGGGGACUGUGUUGAGUGUUGAUUUCAAGAAAGGUGAGAUAGAGGUUGGCAUUGUUGGUGGACCCCGUGCAGAUGGCAAUGAAGGUACACAAACCGCCUUCCGCACGUUGACUGAGGAUGAGAUUGAAGAACGGCUACAGGCCAUCAGUGAAAGGGAUUAA
Messenger RNA from Trichophyton benhamiae CBS 112371, 702 nucleotides. RefSeq lists its product as uncharacterized. The transcript is spliced from 4 exons. The record is from RefSeq and is a predicted model, not a curated record. The coding region runs from base 1 to 702 and encodes 233 amino acids. Lineage: Eukaryota; Fungi; Ascomycota; Eurotiomycetes; Onygenales; Arthrodermataceae. Gene Ontology annotation, cellular component: cytosol; proteasome core complex, alpha-subunit complex; nucleus.